AUGGCCAGUGUCAGCGCGAGCCUGCGCCAAUUGCGGUGCAAGAAGCCCGCCCUGGGCUCGCAAUGGCUACCCACGGCCGUGGCGAGACGAGCUUCCCCUUCAACACCCCUAGCCGUCAGAACGCUCGCGACGACGACGACGACGACGACGCCGAGCAGCGAAGACACCACCUCGAGCUUCGACAACAACACCGACCUCAAGUCGCAGCUCGAGGCCAUCCGGAUCCCGCAUCGCGGCGUGACGCACGCGCGCGCCGUGCCCGCGACGCCGUCGUACUUUUCCCGGACGCCGCAGUUCAACGACCUGCACAUCCAGCUGGCGCGACUGCUCGCGCGGCACAACCACCUGCCGACGCUACCAUCGGCCGAGGCGGCACAGAUGCCAUGGCUCAAGCUCGAGGCCAUGCGGCGCGAGCUCGGCGAGAGCAUCAAGGCGUCGCACUUUUCGCAGGUGAUGCGCGUGGUGCGCCGCCUGCACUGCAUCGAGCCCUCGCUAGCGCCCGACGAGGUCAAGGCCGCCGUCGCCCGCUUCACCAAGCCCGUCAACGCGCUGCUCAACGUUGCCCGCCCGCUCACCGUGGACCGUUUCGGGCGCGCCGUCGGCGUCGGCCGCAGGAAGACUUCGACGGCCCGCGCCUUUGUCGUCGAGGGCACCGGCGAGAUUCUCGUCAACGGCAAGACCCUGAGCGAGGCGUUUGGCCGCGUCCACGACCGCGAGAGCGCCGUCUGGGCCCUCAUGUCCACGGGCCGCCUCGACAAGUACAACAUCUGGGCCCUGGUGGAGGGAGGCGGAACCACGGGUCAGGCUGAGGCCAUGACAAUGGCCGUCGCCAAGGGCCUGCUGGCACACGAGCCAGCACUCAAGCCCGCUCUACGAAAAGCCGGCUGUAUCACGCGUGAUCCCAGAAAGGUAGAGAGAAAGUUGCACGGUCACGUCAAGGCUCGCAAGAGCCCUGCCUGGGUCAAGCGAUAG
Akanthomyces muscarius is the source of this 972-nucleotide messenger RNA. RefSeq lists its product as uncharacterized. Gene Ontology annotation, biological process: translation. NCBI's taxonomy places the organism in Eukaryota, Fungi, Ascomycota, Sordariomycetes, Hypocreales, Cordycipitaceae. Gene Ontology annotation, molecular function: RNA binding; structural constituent of ribosome. Bases 1 to 972 code for a protein of 323 amino acids. The record is from RefSeq and is a predicted model, not a curated record. The transcript is spliced from 2 exons. Gene Ontology annotation, cellular component: mitochondrial small ribosomal subunit; ribosome.